Molecule: messenger RNA, 2020 nt
Organism: Arachis ipaensis
Lineage: Eukaryota; Viridiplantae; Streptophyta; Magnoliopsida; Fabales; Fabaceae
Source: RefSeq, a predicted model, not a curated record
UUGAAAUCCAAACUUCAAGCGGCAAGUUGUGACCCGUUAAAGUUGGUCAAAAACUCAUUUUUACCAAAUAUUGCACAAUGCUUAUUUUGAGAAAUUCUCAAACCCAACUUGGUUCAAAUCACUCAAUUACCAUUUUUAAAUAUGUCAUAUUCUCAAUCAUCAAGUCUCAACUAUUCCAAACCUAAUCAGAACAAUUUUAACUUAUUUAACAUAAUUCAUUAACUAUAUCCAAUCUCAACCUUAUGCACAACACUCAUACAUUCAAAUCUACAUCACCGCCAAAUAUGUAUAUUUGGCUUUGCCUUGGUAGAGGACGAACAGACGGCAACAUAUACGUGGUUGUUGCAAAAUUUUCUAGAAGUCAUGCUGAACAAGUCUCCCAGUGUUGUGGUCACAGACGGUGACGAAGCAAUGAAGGCAGCAAUUCGAGAAAUCUUCCCAAAUGUAACUCACCGAUUAUGUGGUUGGCACAUUCAGAAGAAUGUAACGACAAACAUAAAAAAAAAAUUUUUUUUCCAACGACUUCAGAAGAUGUUUGUAUGCUCCAUGGCAUCCGAAUGAAUUUGAAGAAUAUUGUGAGAAUAUGAUAAAAAAAAAUAUGGGUUGGAGGAAAAUGAAUGGGUUCUAAAUGAAUAUGAGAAGAGGAAAAGUUGGGAAAGUGCUUACUUGAGAGAUAAAUUCUGUGCUGGAUUUAGAACAACAUCAAGGUGUGAGGCGAUAAACAACUUCAUCAAGAGGUUUAUUUGCAUUUGCCAAAGUCUUCUAGAGUUAGUCCAAAAUCUUGAACAUGCUCUUAGGGACUAUAGAAAUAAUGAAUUAGUUUCUCAAUUUAAGACGUUGUAUAGGGAGCCCGUUCUAACUACUGGGCUAGAAGCAUUGGAGCUUUCUACUGCCAAUUUUUACACAAGAGAGAUUCUUGGAGAAGUAAAAAAGGAGAUUCAAGGAUUGGUCGCAUUAGAUGUAAUAAAUGAGGAAAACAUAUCAACCACUGUUGUGUUAAACGUUAAGGAGUGUGACAGGAGGCAACAUAUAUAUAACGUACUUUAUGAUCGCAAUACUGAGCAUAUGGAGUGUGAACGUAGUCAGUGGAGUAGUGAAGGCAUUCCUUGCAGCCACAUGUUUUGUGCAAUGAAAAGGGUAGGUUUACAGAAGUUGCCAAAUAGUCUUCUUUUGAAAAGAUGGUCGAAGGAUGCCAAGAAGUAUCUGGAUGAAAGUUCUGCUGGAAGCACUAUGCAAGACAGAGAAAGAGAAUUUUUAAUGCGCUAUGGCGCAUUGUCAGUGGCAACUACGUGGAUGGUAUUCUUAGAAGCUCAAGAUGGUCCUUCUUUCCAUGACACUAUGAAUGAAGUAUGUCGUUGGACCCAAACACUAGAACAAAAAUCUGGCUUGAAAAGACAAACAAGAGAUUCUCCCACGCCAAACUUUGUUGGUGACCCUUUAGUGGUCAAGACAAAAGGAGCACCCAAGGGGAAAAAGGAGAGGGGUAAACGGAGGUGCACUAAAUGCAACAGUGCUGGUCAUGUAAAGAAUAAAUGUCCUGUGAGGAAUGACGGUGACGAUUUGGGUGAUAAGACUGGUAGUGGCACGCAAGCUAGCUUUGGUACCGAAGAGCUUCCCAAGGAACCUGUGGCUUCUCAAGAGACAUUAGCAGUGCCAAAUAUAGAAGUAAAUGCAUCUGUGCAGCAAGAUUUUGGGCUAGGUGAUUCAGGAUUGAUUAAUGGUCAUGAGACUCCCAUCCCACCAUAUGGAAGUCAUCAGUGGCUAUUACAGGUUGUACAACAAGGACAUUAUUCGAAGUUCAGUGGGAUGUAGUAGCAUGUACUUGUAUAUACUCAUGAGAGUAUGGUUUAAGAUGUUAGUUAAAUUCUUGGAUUUCAAAUAGUGGUGCUUUGAGGUUGAUAUAAAUUUUUUAUAAUUAAAUUUUUAGAUAUUUAUCAUAACUUGUCAUCGUUACACUCGGCUGAAAUGUGCAGAAGGAUUCAAUAGUUUUGAUUUAUAUAGUUAAAAUUAUUGUUGAUCU